Messenger RNA from Lichtheimia ornata, 483 nucleotides. RefSeq lists its product as uncharacterized. Lineage: Eukaryota; Fungi; Mucoromycota; Mucoromycetes; Mucorales; Lichtheimiaceae. The coding region runs from base 1 to 483 and encodes 160 amino acids. The transcript has a single exon. The record is from RefSeq and is a predicted model, not a curated record.
AUGUCGUCUUCACCUUUCUUUACCAGUGGGCUUGCCAUGUGGUCCCCAGCCGUUGUUGUGAAUCCAAGAUUACCACCUUCAUCCACAUUGACAGCACCUGAUACGCUGACAACAACAACCACCACUGAUCCAUCAGCAAUGGCUAUGCAUUCGAGCUUUUAUCACCAGCCAUUGUACGAACCGAGACUAUGCGUGCUAUGUGGAUUGCCACAUCGGGCACCCGAUGGUCAUGGUAAAUCACUCAACGAGUGCGACAGCGACGUUUUGUCGUACUUGUUCCAUGACCAUAGCACUGUAUCCGAUGUAUCGCCCGAACACUUUCCCGAUCUGACAGAUGCCACAAAGCCUGAUCGUGUUAUAUUUGUACGCUCCCCAUCAUAUCACAAGCGAUCUUGGUGGAAAGCUUGUUUGGUGUAUAUACGUCUCCUUUUCAAAAAGAUCUUGUAUCAUAAGCAGCAUGUGCAUCCAAGUAAACGGCAAUGA